Syngnathoides biaculeatus (alligator pipefish) is the source of this 2011-nucleotide messenger RNA. RefSeq names its product cryptochrome circadian regulator 5 (gene cry5). Gene Ontology annotation, molecular function: FAD binding; DNA binding. The transcript is spliced from 11 exons. NCBI's taxonomy places the organism in Eukaryota, Metazoa, Chordata, Actinopteri, Syngnathiformes, Syngnathidae. The coding region runs from base 106 to 1671 and encodes 521 amino acids. Gene Ontology annotation, cellular component: nucleus; cytoplasm. Gene Ontology annotation, biological process: circadian regulation of gene expression; entrainment of circadian clock by photoperiod. The record is from RefSeq and is a predicted model, not a curated record.
UGGCACAGUUCCUGUUUUGUAACUCUUUUUAACGUGUUUGUUACCAAACCCAAAUCCAGCAACUAACAAGCUUCAUUUGAGCGCUUUAAAAGACGGCGUUAAGACAUGGGUCAGAGGUGCAUUCACUGGUUUCGUAAGGGUCUGCGGCUGCACGACAACCCGGCACUGAUGGCCGCCCUGACGGACUGCAAGGAACUCUACCCGGUGUUCAUUCUGGAUCCACAUCUCCAUGACAAGACUCGGGUAGCCGUUAACCGAUGGAGGUUCCUCCUGGGGUCGCUCAAAGACUUGGAUUGUAGCCUCAGAAAAUUCAACUCCAGGCUGUUUGUUGUGAGAGGAAAGCCAGAAGACAUUUUCCCUAAACUGUUCCGCAAGUGGAAAAUAACCAAGCUGUCGUACGAGUUUGACACAGAGCCUGACAGCGUGUCCCGAGACCAGAAGGUGGCAGCUUUAGCCAAAGAGCAUGAUGUGGAAGUCCUCUAUAAAGUCUCCCACACGCUUUAUGACAUAGACAGGCUCAUCGAAGAGAAUAACGGGAAAGCUCCCCUCACAUACAACCGCAUGCAGGCAAUAGUGAAGACCCUCGGGCCCCCGAAGAGACCAAUCCCUGCACCCUCCGUGGAGGACAUGGAAGGUGUGACGACCCCUUAUUCAGAAGAAGAUGAGAAUAAUUACGCGAUUCCAUCGUUGGACGAGCUCGGUCACGAUGUAUCACAACUCGGAGAUGAGCCUUUCCCAGGAGGAGAACGAGAAGCUUUGAGGCGACUGGAGGAAAAUAUGAAAAAAACUGGAUGGGUGUGCGGCUUUGAGAAACCCCAGACAUCACCCAACUCUUUGAGCCCGAGCACGACGGUCCUCAGCCCGUACGUCACCUUCGGCUGUUUGUCUGCGCGCACCUUCUGGUGGAGGCUGACUGAAGUCUACCGGGGGAAAAAGCAUUCCGACCCGCCCGUGUCCCUGCACGGGCAGCUAUUGUGGCGAGAGUUCUUCUACACAGCCAGUGUUGGUGUCCCCAACUUUAACAAGAUGGUGGGGAACCCCGUUUGCACUCAAGUGGACUGGGACACAAACCACGACUACCUGAGCGCAUGGAGAGAGGCUCGGACGGGUUUCCCCUUCAUCGACGCCAUCAUGACCCAGCUGAGGCAAGAAGGAUGGAUCCAUCACCUGGCCAGACACGCUGUGGCCUGCUUCCUCACCAGAGGUGACCUGUGGAUCAGCUGGGAGGAAGGGCAGAAGGUGUUUGAGGAGCUGCUGCUAGACGGCGACUGGGCUCUCAACGCGGGCAACUGGCAGUGGCUCUCUGCCAGCACCUUCUUCCACCAGUACUUCAGGGUCUACUCUCCCGUGGCCUUUGGCAAGAAAACUGACAAAAAUGGCGACUAUAUCAAGAAGUACCUUCCCAUCCUGAAGAAGUUUCCAGCUCAGUACAUCUACGAGCCAUGGAAAGCGCCAGGCAGUGUGCAGAAGGCAGCAGGGUGCAUUGUGGGUAAAGACUACCCGCGUCCCAUUGUGGAGCACGAAGUGAUCAGCAAGAAGAAUAUACAGAGGAUGAAGUUGGCGUACGCUAAGAGGUCCGCUGUCGCCGGCGACUCGCCCAGCAAGAAGCAAGGCGUGAAGCGAAAGGUGCCCUCUGUUGUCGACAUGUUAACGAAGAAAAGGAAGAAAUAAGUCAAGAUAAUCCAUCUUUAACCAUCCUGGGUUAUCGAUUGUUUGGAGCGCGAGCAGUGAUUUGGUGAACUGCCUCGUAAUGUAUUUUCAACCGCUUGGAGGGGGGGAAGGAGGAGAAGGACGUUUUUUUUUCUUCCAUACUUUGGGAAUAUCAUUUGUUUUAUUCUCUUCAUACUCUCUUUGUAUCCACAUUUGUAUUAAAACAUUUAUAUACUUUUAAACAUGUUCAAUAACGAGCUGAAUGCCUUGUCGCGGGCAUUUAAGAGCUACUCAAAAUUACCACUAGAGAGCACCAUAACUCAACUGGGUGAACUGAAAUCUCAAUUCACUGAAAAUCAGU